Dermacentor albipictus is the source of this 1798-nucleotide messenger RNA. Lineage: Eukaryota; Metazoa; Arthropoda; Arachnida; Ixodida; Ixodidae. The record is from RefSeq and is a predicted model, not a curated record.
GUGAGCUGUCUCUGCUUCUGCCGCCGCGCCAACGCUCUCUUCGGGAGACGACACUUUCUAAGCGUCGUCGUGCACGACAGCUGCCGAAUGGUGUAACAAGCAUUUCACCCACAUUCACGCCGUGGUAUCCGGUGAGCUCCGUGGGCCAGCUGCUAUGAGCCGAAGCCCGUUCUCCGCCCAAGCGCUGUGGAGCUGCGUUUGCUUGGCAGUGCUGCUCGGUUCCCUGCUCACUGACGCUGAGCUGGACUGCAGGAAGUACCCGUUUUACUACAAGUGCCGGGGUAUCAGUGCCAAGCGCUCAUAUGUACCAUACAGCAAGGCUGAGCCAGUGUCUCUGAAGGAGCUGUACAACGACGACGACGAGCCGAAGAACAAGCAGAAAACGCCGGAGGCGGUGCUAGCCUGGAUCCGCGACAGGUACGGCGACGAGGCUCUCGACGCGUACGACCGGCGACAACUCACCGAGGCCUCGUUCGAGAGGAAGCCGGUCUUCUGAAGGCCCACCAUGCCCACCCUCCUCCUCCCCGCCACACGCCCGCACGGGGGCGCCGCCUCUCACCCGGAAACCGGCGCCACCUGCUAGACCACGUGUCCAUGCGAUUUGCCCAAAUAAAGGCCCUCCGGGCCCCAUAGCUGCCCCGGUCCCACUUUGGUUACGUCCAGUGCGUAUUAUAUAGCGUGCCAGUACCCGGACACCGGACGACGUGUUCGCUGUUAAUCACGUAUGUGUGUGUCGUAUAUGUGCGUGAACCUGGCAUUGAAACUAUUUCGAUGAGCCAGACGCUUGACCUUGUUGCCCGCCCGUUCUAUUUCCUCGCAGUGUCUUUCUUCUCUCCGAAGCGGUACUUUCACCAGGAUCCUCCCGGGUUGUGUAUUUUGAAAGUGUUCGUUACGAUCACUCAGAUUCAAACGUAAAUUAGAUCUAGCGGCGGUACAGUGUAUUCGCGACAAUGCGCUUAAAACAUAUUAAAUAAUGAUGCACCUCUUGUAUACUGCAAGGCGUCAAUCACGACUCAAUAAACUAAUUAGUGCAUUAAGACACGGAUGAUUCACGAUGGUAAAUUAUUUUGUUAAUUGACUGGACUUUCGUCCUCUCUUAACAUAACUUGGAAAGUGCGAGAAAUAUCAGUUGCGCUUAAGCGAACUGCGAAUGUGCUUGCAGUGCUGAUUCCUUUAUCGUUGUUGGUAGCGGAAAAAUUUUCAGGAGGUAAACGGCUGCUAUACAUGCAUACUUCCCUUUCGGCAUUAAUUGGUGAGCCAUCAAUACACACAAGAAAAAUAAAUAAAAUGACGCAGCAGGCAGACUACAAGAAGGUACGUAAGAAUCACAGCAGAGCGAAGCUUUCUGGAUCUGGAGAAAUGUUCUAUGACCUUAAUACAGUCAACAAAUGAGAUUCUUAACGACUUCCAGGUAAGAGCUGGUAUACGCACCAGAUGCAAGAUGAAUUAUAAAACAACAUAGCGUACAUAGGAUAUAUAUCAGGUGCACUGGAAAUAUUUAAAGUCGGUGCAUCAAGCUACGUGAAACAAUCAGGAAACGCUAAAUAAUCAUUCUCGGACAGCGAAAGGUUUGCUCCUUUAAUUGUUUGAUUCUUGUUUUUCGUCCACGAAGCCACUUUUCCACUUUUCCUUUUUCAUCUGCAGUAAACUGUAGUUGUUCUUAGUAUACACCGUAUCGCCUACCAUACGUAGUCAGUACAAAUAACAGAAGACAAGAAAAAGAAUGACUUCUUUUGAUACCCUACUCGGUUAAAGACUCACAGGUCGAAAAUUAAGUUUCGUGCGUUAGAUUGGGGGG